Molecule: messenger RNA, 1670 nt
Organism: Mercenaria mercenaria
Lineage: Eukaryota; Metazoa; Mollusca; Bivalvia; Venerida; Veneridae
Exons: 2
Coding region: 55-1611 (518 amino acids)
Source: RefSeq, a predicted model, not a curated record
ACGAACCAGUUUCGACAAUGGAGAGAGAAGCGAAAAUCUGCGGGGCCAGUGAGAAUGAAAAUAUCUGAUGCAUUGCUUAUUGACGAAAACAGUUUCGACAAUGGCAGAGAGAAGCGAAAAUCUGCGGGGCCAGUGAGAAUGAAAAUAUCUGAUGCAUUGCUUAUUGACGAAAACAGUUUCGACAAUGGCAGAGAAAAGCGAAAUUCUGCGGGGCCAGUGAGAAUGAAAAUAUCUGAUGCAUUGCUUAUUGACGAAACCAGUUUCGACAGUGGCAGAGAGAAGCGAAAUUCUGCGGGGCCAGUGAGAAUGAAAAUAUCUGAUGCAUUGCUUAUUGACGAAACCAGUUUCGACAAUGGCAAAGAGAAGCGAAAAUCUGCGGGGCCAGUGAGAAUGAAAAUAUCUGAUGCCUUGCGUAUUGACGAAACCAGUUUCGACAAUGGCAGAGAAAAACGGAAUUCUGCGGGGCCAGUGAGAAUGAAAAUGUCACAAUAUGGCAAUGACACAACAAACUAUAUGGAAAAGGAAAAUGGUACAAAUUUUGUGUCUUCUUACAUGUGUAACAGCAAGUAUAAAGUAUUCAAACAUGAAUGGUUUGAAGUUUCAAAAUCAUUAUAUCCCAGUGUCCCUACAGAAAAUUCUGCCUAUUAUACAAAUUGGAAAAGAAUAGUCCAGCUGUUUACAAAAGACCAUAUAUCAAGACAGUGGUUCGGAGAAACAUUUCCAGAAAUGAAAACAAGACCUGCAUUAAAAACUAUCGGUUCAACGGACAUAUUUCAAAAACUGUUUUGGCCAUUUAUCCUGAAAGUAGGGUUCAUGAAUCAAAGACUUGGACUGUUUGGAUUAACCGAAGAAACUGUUCCUGUUCAAAUACAGAAAACAAUCUUCUAUAAUGCCGUUGAGAAAUUGCAGACCAUCAAAAUUCCUGUCGCAGAAGGUAAAGUCAUCUACAGUUUUGAUAACAAUGUGGAUCUUAUUGAUGGUAUGAACCGGUCUGGCCUACUCGAAAACAGUAAAGAUUUCAUUGACGCAGGUCAUCAUUUAUUCAAUCAAGACGAACAAAAAGAAAUAACAAAAAAAGUUGACGAAGCCAUGAAGCUCAUACAGGAAACAAACCCAGAACUAUAUAUCACUAUUAAUCAAUUGGUUGCUUGCUUCGCAAUUUACAAGUCGGAAAAUAGAGCUCAUAUCGGAGGUACUGUGAGUUCUGCUCUCGGUAUUAUUUGGCUAGAUCCGAGCGCUUUGAGCAAUUGGUCCAUUCCAUUCUACGCCGAACAAAUUGUCCACGAGUUUAUACACACCUCACUGUUUUAUGCAGAACUAGUACACGGUACAUUCACAGAUCAUAGAGACCUGUCUAAAGCUAAAGUGGUGUCAUCUAUCAGACGACAACUUCGUGAUUAUGACAAGAGUUUCUAUGCAGCUUACGUCUCAGCAGGUCUUGUGGCAUUCCAUUCCAAGGCGGGUUAUUUCAACAGGGCAGAGGCGUUAGCGACACCGCUUAUAUCUUCAGUUGAAUUGGUGAAAGUAAACAAACAAACAGGGAUACUCACAGACUCUGGAGAGGCGAUGCUACAGACUUUAGUUGACUUUCUUACUGUCACGCGUUUAUAGGUCGAACUAUUUUGACUUUACUGUAAAUAUAAAUGAAUAAAAGAUGUGCAGCAAUAAAA